Messenger RNA from Vespula vulgaris, 1815 nucleotides. Its product is annotated as thiamine transporter 1-like. Gene Ontology annotation, cellular component: plasma membrane. NCBI's taxonomy places the organism in Eukaryota, Metazoa, Arthropoda, Insecta, Hymenoptera, Vespidae. Bases 185 to 1657 code for a protein of 490 amino acids. The record is from RefSeq and is a predicted model, not a curated record. Gene Ontology annotation, biological process: transmembrane transport; vitamin transport. The transcript is spliced from 7 exons. Gene Ontology annotation, molecular function: vitamin transmembrane transporter activity.
ACAAUCACAGGACAAAACAAAGUUAUGUUAUCGUUUAUCAGUCUGAAGCGGAUCAGACCUCAUUCUGCAUGAGGUACGUGUGGUCGUAGUUUAAUUUGGUCGAUUCUUAGUCCGUCCAAAAUAAAUAAAGUACUUCAUAUUGCACUUUCUAACGAGUACAAGAAAUAAAAUAUAUUUUUUUACAAUGUAUUGGUUAAAAAUAUCUCUUAUCCUAUGUAUGUUUGGACUGUUAAAAGACUUCAGACCAUCCGAGUCAUUUGUAACUGAUUAUUUGACAGGACCAUGGAAGAAUUUUACGCAUACACAAGUCAAUCAAGAAAUUUAUCCAGUUAGUACAUACAGUUAUUUUUUAACUCUAGUAAUUAUAUUUUUGAUAACAGACUUUGUAAGAUAUAAGCCUAUUAUUAUAUUGUGUUCACUCUCUGGAAUGAUUACAUUUCUUGUACUGAUACUUGCAAAAACUGUACCAGUAGUUCAGAUCACUGAAUUCUUUUAUGGCCUGUUUCUUUCUUCCGAAGUGGCAUAUUAUACAUACAUUUAUGCAAAAGUUGAUAAGAAACACUAUCAAGAAGUGACAGGUCAUACAAAAGCUGCUUCCCUUGUUGGACGAUGUAUGGCUGGAAUUAUAGCCCAAUUGACAGCUUCUUUCCAUAUUUUAGAUUUCCAUGAAUUGAAUUAUCUUACCACCGCAGCGUUUGCCCUCGCCACGGUAUGGACAUUUUUUUUACCAUCCGUCGGUCAAUCGAUUUAUUUUCAUUCGCCUAUUAACGAUCAAAAUGUUAUACCCGCACCAGCGGAUACCGCGAAAUCAUUGGAAAAUGAUAAUUGCUAUGAACUCGAUCGUCAGAAACAAUCGGAAUAUAAUCCUGCGAAGGAAAAUGUUUUCUCAACGUCUUCUAAGUUGAAACGUGCAUACGCGUUAUUAUGGCAACAUUUUUUAAACGCUUAUACACAUGGUCACAUUGUAAAAUGGUCCAUGUGGUGGGCAUUUUCAACUUGUGGCUAUUUGCAAAUAACUAAUUAUGCCCAGCUUUUAUGGCAAACGGCUGUUGAAUCUUACGAUGAAAUCUAUAACGGAGCGGUAGAUGCUUGUUAUGCAAUAAUAGGUGCUUCCACCGUUUUUAUCAUUUCGAAAGUACCACUGAAUUGGCCAGUAAUAGGAGAUAUCAUAUUAACAUUAUUUUCACUUAUGGAGGGUGGCUUAAUUAUAUUGUGUUCCUAUAAUUAUAAUAUUUGGGUACUAUAUGGUGCUUACAUAAUAUUUGGAGUGAUUUAUCACACCAUGGUCACUGUUGCAAGUUUCGAGGUUGCGAAAUAUAUAUCUGAAGAUAGCUAUGGUUUAAUAUUUGGAACAAAUAUCUUUUUAGCAUUAUUGUUCCAAAGUUUGUUAACGUUAAUAGUUAUUAAUGGAAAUCUUGGAAAUACUAUCAGAUCCCAGUUUUUCAUUUAUGGCUGCUAUUACAUAGUUUUGGCUGUGAUAUUUUUAAUAAUAGCUAUAUUUGCGAUUGUAAAACGUUAUAAAAGCGGCGAUAAAUUUGAAAUAUGGUCAAAAAAUAAGAACAUUCGAAAGUCAAUAGAUAACAUCGAAAAGAACGAAUCGUUUAGUACAAAUUCGACAGUAUCUAAAAAUGAUAUCUUAACUCCUCAUUCGGAAUAAGUAUUGCGGAAAUUAAUAAUUAUAAAAAAAUGUAUAAUAAUUUCCUUCUUAUAUUAUCCUUGUACGUAUUCUUUUACGUAUUCAACAGACAAUUUAUUAAGAAUGAACUAUCUAUUAAAUUUAGUCAGAUAAACUUUGUUAUAUCAACGUAUAAUAAU